AUGGCUGUGCCCACCGAGGACAGCGAGCGGGCGCCACUGCUCGCUCCGUCAUCCUCGUCAACCACCACCACAAUAGCAGAUGAAUCGGUCAGCACCGCAUCGGAAGAUGACUUUACAGAGGGAUCGAAGAUCUCAGCCCUGCGGGGAAUAGUACUGGGAGCAUGCAUUGCAAUCCUGAUCUUUCUCCAGACGGCCAACUUUUCCAUGAUGACCACGAUCCAAUCCGCCAUUGCGGUAGAUCUCGAUGCAUUCCAAAAUGCGAGCUGGUUCACGUCUACCUAUCUUAUUGCUGGUUCGAGCAUCACUCCCCUUGCCGGCCGCCUGUGCCACUUGUUCUCCCCUCGAGCAUAUAUCCUCGUGUCAUGUCUUAUCAUGGCAGCCGGAGCUCUCAUUGCUUCUCUAUCUCCUCGUCUCGCGGUCUUCCUUCUGGGUCGUGCCAUCCACGGUGUCGGCGGAGCCGCCAUUUUCCCUGUAUCUUUGAUCCUCAUCAUCGAAUUGACCAACGUGAAACGAAGAGGUCUCUAUAUUGGCUGCGUCAACACCUGCUACACCAUCGGUGUUGCAUGUGGUGCCAUCAUCACAGGUGCCCUUGAGCCCGUCACGGGUUGGAGAGGCAUCUUCGCCCUUCAGGUCCCGCUAUCAAUCACGAUGGGAAUCGGAAUCUUCCUUGCUAUUCCCUCAUCCAUCUUCUCCAAGCACACAAACAUCAUAAACCCUGGCCAUCUUCCCAACCGCCUCUCGCAAAUCGACUUCCUCGGAGUCCUCCUGUUAAUAACAACCACCGUCCUUUUCCUCUAUGGCCUCUCCACCCCCCAGAUAACAUAUUCCACCAUCGCCUGCUCUCUUAUCACCCUCCUCGCCUUCCUUUUCAUAGAGUCUAGACCCUACCUCUCAACAACCCAGCCCAUCCUCCCCCUCCCUAUUCUCAAAUCCCCCGCCGUCCUCCUAACCUGCCUCUCAACCCUCAGCGCCAUGAUAGCGCGCUGGUCCAUCCUCUUCUACACCCCCGUCUACGCGCUCGCUGUUCGGGACUUCUCUCCCGCAAAAGCCGGGCUGAUCCUCUUACCGACAAACGGUGGCUUCGCGCUCGGAAACCUGCUGCUGGGCUAUUUCCACGUCAAGAGAGCCGGCAGUUUCUACACGAGCUGUUUGGUGGUGUAUCUGCUGUUCUCGCUAAGCUUACUGGUGAUCGGGAGCAUUACAACGAGGGAAGUGGAGAUGGGAUGGUACUAUCUGGCGGCGGGCGUAAAUGGUUUCACGAUCGGCGCGAAUAUGAUUUACACACUGACGCACGUGCUGCAUCGGACGCCGAAGGAGUCGCACUUUAUUGUGUCGAGCUUGCUUGCGAUGUUUAGGGGUUUGUCGGCGAGUUUUGGGAGCGCGAUUGGUGGCGGGGUUUUUUCAAGAAUUUUGACGCAGGCGUUAAGGGAGGGUUUUGAGGACAGGGGCUUCCCGUUGGAGGGGAAAGAGGAGCUGAUUAGAAGGUUGUUGGGUAGUCCGGCGCUGGUGGGUAGAUUGGUGGGAGUGGAGAGGGAGGUGGCGGUCGAGGGCAAGAAAUGUUCUUGCAGCGCGCUCCUUGGGCCUGAAAAUCUACAUGGAGGUUCCUCAACGUCACUUACGAGAGGAAUGUCGUCCUGA
Messenger RNA from Endocarpon pusillum Z07020, 1638 nucleotides. RefSeq lists its product as uncharacterized. Gene Ontology annotation, cellular component: fungal-type vacuole membrane. Gene Ontology annotation, molecular function: basic amino acid transmembrane transporter activity. The coding region runs from base 1 to 1638 and encodes 545 amino acids. The record is from RefSeq and is a predicted model, not a curated record. NCBI's taxonomy places the organism in Eukaryota, Fungi, Ascomycota, Eurotiomycetes, Verrucariales, Verrucariaceae. The transcript has 4 exons. Gene Ontology annotation, biological process: basic amino acid transport; transmembrane transport.